Molecule: messenger RNA, 2769 nt
Organism: Biomphalaria glabrata
Lineage: Eukaryota; Metazoa; Mollusca; Gastropoda; Planorbidae
Product: alpha-2 adrenergic receptor-like
Exons: 3
Coding region: 247-1500 (417 amino acids)
Biological process (GO): G protein-coupled receptor signaling pathway
Cellular component (GO): membrane
Molecular function (GO): G protein-coupled receptor activity
Source: RefSeq, a predicted model, not a curated record
UGUAGAUAUAAAAAGCCGAAAUGUGCGGGGUCUUUACCAUCAUGUUUGACUUUCAUCAACUCCUAAGCCUACUAGCAGAUUCACUCUAUUAGCUUCUUGUUUUAAAAAAGCAACAACCAAAUAUUUGCUUACAUUCUAACGUUUCCCACUGCAGCGUUUAGGUUACAAAACAAAUUAUAACACUUGCGAAGGUAGAUUUAUUGAAUAGUAAUCCAAUUUGAAGAAAAGUAAUACUUCUAUAAAAGUAUGGAUUUCGUGACUAUCACAGACGCUGUGGUGGGCAAUAAAUCGGCUGAUGAUAGCCAGAACUACAUGAAGAACCUACAGUAUGAGAAAACUGUGGUCACUAUUCCAACGUUCGUUUUACUGGCUUUGCUUUUUAUUUUGGGGAUUUUCGGAAAUCCACUGAUCAUUUUCAUAUAUUACAAAGAGAAAAAGAAAACGGCCACUGACAUAUUGAUUUUGUCUAUCUCUGUUGCAGAUUUGAUUGGGACAUUGACACUUUUACCAGCCAAGUUUUAUAUUUACUUAAGAAGUUACUCGAUGAAGCAGACCUUCGCUUGCAAGAUGUACUUUUUUUCCGCCUCUUUUAAUUUUACUAUAUCACUUUGUUUACUUUUGUCAGUGGCUUUUAUCAGAUACAGAAAAAUAUGCUUUACCUUUGAUUGGCAAGUAGAACCACGUCAUGCACAAGUCAUCGGCGUAGUGGCAAUUGUAUACACUUUGAUUACUUCGAUCGGGCACAUGACCGUGCACGGAAGACAAACGACGAAAACUAAUUUUUCGGGUGUUAAUACCUAUCAAUGUCGUGUAGACGACAGCUUUGUCAACACGAGUUGGCCCAAGAUCUUUAUGAUCAUUUUGUUUUCCAUGUUCUUUACUUUCUGUGUGGCCCUUACCUAUAUGUACGUAAAAAUAGGUCUAAAAGCCAGACGUCAAAUGAAAAUGAAAACGAGGCUUCUAAAUUUGGGAGAAAGAAAACCAGCGCCCAAAAAGAAUGUGUUAAUGUUACGUUCUUUGAGAAAUCAAAGUUUAGAUGACCAUAAAAUUUGGCGGGAAAAUAAAUCGUAUAUAACGAGAGCAAAUAAGGAAAGUAGAGAUGAGACUACGUUGAGCAUGGAAGAAAAUACACACAGGUUGCAUGAAUACCCCGAGGUUAAAAGCAACGAAAAGAAACAAGACGUGCUGACUUUGGGUAAUAAGAAGGCUCUAAGAGAAUUCAGGGCAGAAGGGCGGACGACUUUAAUGCUUUUCACCAUUACGGUUAUAUACGUCGUCACGAAUGGCACCACGAUUCUGCUCGUUGUUGCCAGGGCCAUGAACGACCAACUUAUUGUAUCACUGGGCCCAGUCAGUGCCUCCCUUUACAAUUUGUUUUUUGAUUCGUUUCUCAUCAACUGUGCCAUUAAUCCAUUUAUUUACAGUCUGUGGAAUAAAAAAUACAGACAGAAAUGUUGGCAGAUUUUCCGUCGAAAAAAAACAACAGACAUCAAAAAGUAAUAUGAAUAAAUGUUAGAAUUCUUACACAAUUACUAAUGUGCUCAACCAGCAUCUCAACCAAGUUGUUUUAAAAGGUUAUCUCUUUAGACAUUAUCCAUCACGUAAUUACACACUUGAAUAACAAAUUUCUAAUCUGACAGAAUCAUAUUCAGGAAUUUAGUGCAGACGACAUUUUAGUUCUGCUCAAUGUGUUUGUAGACUUUCGGUAAAAACCUAGUUCAGGAGAGAGGACUUUCGGUAAAAACCUAGUUCAGGAGAGAGGUUUUUUCAGUUCACGUGUACUGACUAUCCAAUUGUCUUAUAAUAAAUUGUAUUAUUUUAACGCAUGCUAUUCCUUGCUGUUUUCAAUUAAUAAUAUUAUAAUUUGCUGUGUAAUAAAUUAAAUAACAAAAAAUAACAAGGCAACACACAAACUCUUGGCUUACCUGUGCUGGUCCGUUAUUCUCAAUCAUUACAUUGCACAUGUAUAUAUUUAUAUAUAGACGUAUUUCACAGAUAAAAAAACAACAACUCUCAAUUAAUAUUUUUACUGCAUAUAAAAUUAAAGAGAUGUAGGCCUAUGUGAUUGAUAAGAAUAGAUCACAUCUUGUUUAAUUGCUUUCAGAUAUAGCGCAUCUUUCCUGCUUACAGCAGGCUCAUACCGCUACGGUCCGAUUUCUUUUGUGGACCAAUUGGGGCGGAUGCCCUUAGGCGCUCAGCAAAAACAAAUCUGCUCGAGUCGAGAUUUGAACUUGAGCCCCUAUGUUAGGUAGUCAAGCGGUUUUGGCCUCUCUGCCACUAAUCUCACAUCUCUGCGCAUCUUCAUCAGUAUCUAUAGUUAAGGAACGUAUCAGAAAAAAACUUGGUCUCAAUGGUAAACGUAUUUCGUGAUGAGAUUGGGAUAAAAAAAAAAACGUGUCAUGCUUGCCAUUUCUGCAGGGAAUAAGGAGGAAUUUUUAAUGAGCUCGGCCUCCGAUCUCGCAGUAGAAGUGGGAACACCAAUGGGACUCAGUGUGUGGGUUCCCAACCAGACGGAUGUGAUUAAAUGAUCAUCUAGUCAAUGUGAGAUCACCUGACAGGAGAUAUCGUUGAAGAGCCCAUCUCUCAAUCCCGGGCUUUUGGUAAAAUCCUUCCGUUUAAUCAAAGACAUAAAAAGGCGCAAGCUUGACAAUGGAGAGUGAAGGGGAUUAUGACAAUCGUUUUGCAAUAUGUGAAUCUGAAACCAAUGACUAACAUAUGUGUGUUUAAUGUUUGCAUGCCAGAAAUCAAAUAAAAAAUCAAUGCUAACGA